AUGUGGCGCUUUCUCUCCACUCUUCCGUUUUAUAUCCUCAGUCUGCCACCAAAUGCCAAUGCAGCCACGUAUAAACCUGUUCUUCCGCCUUCUUAUCCCCUCGCAGUCCGAAACCCGUAUCUCUCAGCAUGGGUGCCAGGAAAUCAGGUCGCGAAUCUUCCGACUGCAACCCCACAAUUCUGGGCGGGACAGGAUCUCUCCUGGAGUGUCCUAACUAGAAUCGAUGGCACCACGUACAAGAUAUUUGGUGCUCCUGCUGCUCUCACCGGCUCGGUCGAUGCAUCACUGGUCAGUGCCGAAUACACAUCGUCGCAUUCCUUGUUCACCUUGACGGCGGGUCCAAUCACUGUCGUCCUAGACUUUUUCUCUCCUGUAUCGCCGAAGAACUAUUUGCGACAGUCGCUUCCUUUCAGCUACUUAACUGUUUCGGUUUCUGGAACGGCGAGUCACGAGAUCCAAGUCUACUCGGACAUCGAUGAAUCGUGGACUGGUCAAAGUGGGAACACGGUUGGGACAUUCAAUUCGUCAUUUAAAGAUGGGUUGUCCAUAUUUGAGCUCUCUGUGAAUGAAGCCUAUCUCUAUUCAGAAAAUUCCGAAAGUCAGGCAUUGUGGGGCGAGAAUGUGUUUGCGUCAAAACCAACAUCGUCUUCAAACCUUUCUUCUGAAGCGGGAUCAGCUACUUCUGUCCGAGAACGCUUUGCUACGAAUGGCACUCUGUCUGGAGCAACGACCUUUAGUGAUGGAUAUGUCGUUAGUCUUGCUCAUGACCUAGGCUCUACCUCGAACUCGUCCGUGACCUUUGUUGUCGGAUAUGUCCGAGAAGCGGCUAUCAAUUAUCUCGGCAGUGCCAGAACCGGAUACUACAGAGCUUCAUAUCCAGAUACUGGGACGGCAGUCUCGUACUUUCUAGACGAUUAUACUUCUGCUUAUUCCGAGUCUUUGGCGUCCGAUGCUACAUUGGAACAGAAAGCGUUGGCAGCAGCAGGAUCAAAUUACUCAGACAUCUUGCUUCUGACUACCCGUCAAGCAUAUGGAGGGGCUGAUAUCACCAUUCCAAACGACACUCUCAACACGACAGACAUCAUGAUCUUUCUAAAAGAGAUUUCGAGCGAUGGGAAUGUUAAUACACUUGACGUCAUCUUCCCAGCAUUUCCAAUAUGGUAUGUCAUGUCUCCUGAUUAUAUCCGAUAUCAACUCGAACCUGUUCUCCAAUACCUUGAGACUGGCCUUUGGACACAACUGAGCUCAAAGUCCUUCUGCAUCCACGAUAUAGGUACUCAUUACCCCAAUGCUACUGGCCAUAACAACCAAAUCGAGGAAGACAUGCCUGUCGAAGAAAGUGGGAACGUGAUCCUCCUCGCCUACGCCUACGUCCAAGCCACGGGCGAUCUUGCCUGGGCUGAGAAAUACCAAAAUCUGUUCACGAAGUACGCCAACUUCCUUGUGACAGGUGGGCUCGACGAACCUGUUCAACUCGCCACGAACGAUUGUUGCGGCCCUCUAGCCAAUCAGACCAACCUGGCCAUCAAAGCUGCAAUCGCUCUGAAUGCUUACGGGAAGCUAUUCAACGCUUCCUCGUAUUCUGACACUGGAUUGUCGUUCGCCAAUGAACUGUAUACCAAAGGUCUCGGUCUCGAUAGCGAGAGAACGCAUUUCAAGCUCCAAUACGGGACCAACGUAACUUUUGGAAAUGACUCCGAUUAUGCCGUAGUGUUCAACAUCUAUACAGACAUCCUCUUCAAUUUUCAAACCUUUCCAGCCUCAACGUACACUAUGCUCGCAUCCUACUAUCCUACUAUCCAAGGUGUCGCUGGUGUCCCUCUCGAUUCUCGCGUUGAUUGGAGCUCUACAUUUUGGACUAAUUGGGCAGGUGCUGCUUCUCCUGGAAAAGAUAAUGAGACAAGGGAUCUGUUCAUCAAUGAUGUUUGGAGCUACAUGACAAACGGAUUGAACACACCGCCUUUCAGUGAUAGAUGGUUUGCUGUUCCCGGGAGUGGUGGAUUGGUUGGGGGGAGUGGAGACCUAAUUGGAGGUUAUGAUGCUUGGAGGAAUCGUCCUGUGGUGGGAGGUCACUUCGCAGUAUUGGCACUGGAAGGAGCAGACCAAUUUUGAUGGGACAUGAUCUUUGGAGCUUUCAAUUAGCUACGUAUAAUUGCAAAGUUCUUCGUUCUACACUAUGAUGAGGGACUUUUGAGGUAGUACGUGACUGAGACACUCGCCUCGCUAGCCGAGCAUUCCGCCACUCCCUACAUUCAACAAACACCAAAAAGAAUGGCAAAAAGGUUCAAGGCCACUACGCGAGCGCAGCAGUCUCUAAUCCUUUCGAGAAUCCGAAGAUCCUCUGUUCUGUGAUGUGUGUAGUCAGGAAGUUGCAGACAACUUCAAGGCUUAAGAUCUCGGUGCAAGAAUGCUACCUUGAUCGGUGGUCUUGGGAGUCAGCUCAGGAGAGCUGUUUUCUCGGGUGGUAAAGCCGAGACUAACCUGCUGACAACAAGAGGGGCUAUCGGUGUGGUCAAAAUCUGCUUAUUAGAAACUAUACGGGAG
Messenger RNA from Mollisia scopiformis, 2544 nucleotides. Its product is annotated as glutaminase. The transcript has 4 exons. The record is from RefSeq and is a predicted model, not a curated record. Lineage: Eukaryota; Fungi; Ascomycota; Leotiomycetes; Helotiales; Mollisiaceae. The coding region runs from base 1 to 2112 and encodes 703 amino acids.